This is a messenger RNA of Enterobius vermicularis (human pinworm), 291 nucleotides long. The record is from the annotation of a GenBank genome assembly. Lineage: Eukaryota; Metazoa; Nematoda; Chromadorea; Rhabditida; Oxyuridae.
AUGUAUUUAAAGUCUCCGUCUAUGUCUGCCUGCAUAUCUAUUUGUUUCAAUGUUUUUGUAGAUCAGAAACGGAGGACUUAUGAUGAUGAUGACGAUGACGAUGAUAGUGUUGCUGAUGCUGCUAAUGAUGAUGCUGAUGAUGCUGAUGAUGCUGAUGUUGAUGAUGAUGAUGAUGAUGAUGAUGAUGAUGAGUCGACAGCCAAGCAGGCCGAAAGUAUACAUUUCACUGUAGUUAUUGUUGCAGAAAAAAACUUCUUUUCUGCUAUGUAUAUAGUGUUCUGGACAGAUUGA